Styela clava is the source of this 6751-nucleotide messenger RNA. The record is from RefSeq and is a predicted model, not a curated record. Lineage: Eukaryota; Metazoa; Chordata; Ascidiacea; Stolidobranchia; Styelidae.
AGAUAAAUAAUAAAUGAUCUAAGAUUGAUGAUUAUUGAUGACGAAAAUUAAUAAAUGAUAAUUGUGAUCACGUGACAUACAGAAUGAAAAGGAAUACAAAAUGGAUUUUACAACUGAUUAUAUUGGGAAUAUGUUGGGCCCACGUCAAAUCUUUCGACUGGGGAAAUGACUUUCCUAUAAAAACGGAAAUUGGAUGCGACCUGUACCCAAUAGCACUCGGAUGCCCCGGAAGUGACGUCAUACAGAUUGUCACUGCAGAAUAUGGCCGCCAGAACACAGACACUUGUAUUACGUCCAGUGGGAAAAUGAGAAACACAAAAUGCUUUCUUCCUGAAGCUAAAGAAAUAGUAGAAAAUCUAUGCAACAAUCAGACACAAUGUUCCUUUCAAGUUUCGUCAGCCAACUUUCCUGAUCCUUGUCCCGGUACACACAAGUAUUUAAAGACAACGUUCAACUGUGUGAAAUACAUGUUUGGAUGUCCUGGAUCUCUGACUGGAAUCGGAUCCGAAAUCGUGACCGCAGUUGAAAUUCAACCUCAGUCUGGAACUUGGACGAAAGAUCCGCUUUCCAGUCCAGAUCACGUGUUUUUCAUGUCUUCCAGUCAACAAAUAAUACAGGAAUACCGGAAUUGGGAUGAUUUUUUGACGGGAAAUCCCUCAUAUCGGUAUAAUUUGCCUUCGAAAGCAGCUCUGGGAAAUAUUGUCGUGUAUGACAGGAAUUUAUAUUAUGUAAAGGCGAAUUCCCGCAGUAUCAUUCGAUACAGUCUGAUCACUCAGCGACGAACAAAAGAAACUGUUAUACAGGCAGAAUCUGGCAUCCCUCAGAAUCGGGAUAUCUCCUUAUCAGUAGAUGAGAAUGGAAUCUGGGUUAUCUAUCCACGACAAAGAGGCCUUAUCACUAUCAGUAAACUUGAUAAAGACCAACUAACUAUAUCGGAAACUUGGAACACGAAUCUUCGAAUAACUGAAUCUCUUCACACUUUUAUCAUAUGCGGAGUUCUAUAUUCUAUUAGUUCGUCAACUGGACAAAUAGACUAUUUCUACAACACGGAACUUAAACAAGAAAAACGCGGAAUUAAUGUUCUCUUUGACGCAGUCCGGGCACCUAAUUUUGCGUAUGGGAAUAAUUAUCGAAGCAAUUCUGGCCGUCGAUCGUUUCUUCGUUACAAUGCUACCUCUGUAGCUUAUAGUCCUCGAGAUAGACUUUUAUACGUGUGGGAUGAAAAUAAUGCCAAUGCUGUCUACUAUGGGCUACAUUUUGACGACGGGAAUAAGAAUGGCGGAGGUGGACGUGUUAAAACAACAAAAUCCACGUACACCACAAGGAUCCUUACGACACCUAAAAGGAAACCAACUACCAGAACUACAACAACUAGGCAUGCUAGACCAACUUUGGUAUCCAGUGUACCAGUACAACCGUUACCGAGUGUUGGAGAGCCAGAUGAGGAUUUCUUUCCACUUGUGGACUUCUGCUUCCCGACUACAAGAGGGAAUAUCAAUUGGCCUAAAACGAACAUUGGGCACACAGCGAUCAUGUCUUGCUCGGAUGGAUCCGGCGAAUUCGCUAUAUGGAAAUGCGUCCGUGAACCAUCCAUGCGUGAAGCAGCAUGGCACGUGGCAGGUCCUGAUUUGUCGAAAUGUAUCACGUGGGCAAAUGACGUGGAAACAAAAUUCGACGCAGGUCUCAUAGAUCGAGCAACUGCAUUCUCGACUCUCGCUUUACAAAUUUCCGAAAAAAACGAACACAGUGAAAAGUCUGUUCAACUUGCGAUUGAAUUGAUGAAGAAGUUAUUGGAAGACCCGGCGUUAGGAUCGGUGGAAGAAGUUGAAAUUAUACUCAAGUCGGUGACAACUAUUGCAAACAAGAUACUCAAUUCUGCUGAAUCAAUGAAAGACAUGAAUACGAAGAAAAAAGCUGAAAUUGCGGAUACACUGAUGAAUGAAGUUGAAAAGGCUGCGUUCCUUUAUGCCGACUCAGUUGCUAUGACACCUCCUGAUACAAGAAAUAAUGAACCAUUCAUAAUUGAAAACGACAAAAUGAUUGUUCAAGUUGACGUCAGGGAAAGAAAAUCCGAACCAAUGACGACAGAAUCUGUGACGUCAUUUCCAAGUGAAGAAUCCUGUGCUUUUGGCACGAAAAAUUGUGGUGAUGACGUCAUAAGAAUUCACGACUCCGAAAUUAUGGGACAAAAAGGCCUAGGUCCAGCGACCGUCGUUUUUGCGUUGUACCAAAAUCUUGGUGAUUUUCUCGACCAAUCAAGUGAUGACGUCAUCGAUGAGGUCACAUCGUGGAAAAUAGACUCCAAGGUCAUAUCAGCAACUUUUAGAGGUCAUGGAUUCCAGACAAAAUUGGAUAAACCUGCCGUAAUCGUGCUCCAACAUAAGAAGCCGUCACACCUGCCACACCGCUGCGUCUACUGGGAUUACUCGGAAAGCACAAAUUCUGGCAACUGGAGCGACACUGGUUGUCGAAUGAUAGAGAACAACGAGACCCAUACAACCUGCGAAUGCGAUCAUCUGACAAGUUUUGCAGUUCUUGUAAAUCACGCGGGAGUUACCAUGGCACCGAUUGAUGACGUAGUGCUUGACAUCAUAACGAGUAUUGGAAUUUGUAUCUCUAUUGUCUGCCUCGUAAUGUGCAUCUUUACGUUCUGUUAUUUCAGAAACCUUUACAACGAUCGCAACACAAUCCACAAGCACCUCUGCAUCUGCCUUCUCAUCGCUGAAACGAUAUUUCUAAUCGGAAUCAACCAAACGCAGAAUAAAAUUGCUUGUUCGAUCAUUGCUGGUUCGCUUCAUUAUUUCUUUCUUGCUGCUUUCUGUUGGAUGACAUUGGAAGGCUUUCAACUUUACGUCAUGUUAGUUGAAGUAUUUGAAGCGAACAGUUCAAGAUGGAAAUGGUAUUACCUUGUUGGAUAUGGCGUUCCAGCUUUAAUUGUCGGCGUGUCUGCUGGUAUCGAUCACGCAGGGUAUGGGACAGACAGUGUCUGUUGGUUGGAAUUCGAUUCCGGUUUCAUUUGGAGUUUCGCAGGUCCCAUACUAGUCAUUAUUCUACUAAACCUCGUUUUCCUCUCAAUCACUGUAUAUAAGAUGUACGUUCAUACGAUGUCGUUCACUGAUUCUGGAAAGAUAAAUUCAAUCAAAGCGUCAGUUCGUGGGGCGUCUGUUCUUCUCUGCCUUCUCGGAAUAACUUGGGCGUUUGGUUUCUUAUGGAUCAGCGAACACAUGACAGUCGUGGCUUAUUUGUUCUGCAUAUUCAAUGCAUUUCAAGGAAUGUUUAUAUUUAUAUUCCACUGCUUAUUACCAAGAAAGAUACGCGAGGAAUAUAAAAGGGCUUUCGACUCAAUUACAUGUUGCCAGAGAAUGCAACGAGGGACUUAUGCAAGUAACAGCAUGUCGUUCUCAAAGCGAUAUACACCCGAGAGGACGUUACCAAAUGGAUUGACUUGCCAAGCUAGUCAAAAUGCACAGAGCCAGCUUCAAAUAAUGUGGAAUGAGACUGUUGCACCAAAAGCUACCGAAUCAUCACCGAUGGCUGGUUCUAAAAUUUCAGCGAAUAUUCUUCACGACAGAGAUUCCAGCCGUGUUACGAUGGGCACGAGAGGUUUCUCUACUCGUAAUCUGCAACAAAAUCAUACACUGCAACAGGAAGACGAAGUAUUCCUUCCCUUGCAAUCUGAGUUCGAAUCCCACCCACAUCACCAAAAUGAGACAAUGUUACAAAACAGCCCGAAUGAAGUUUCGUAUGAUCGUUUACAACAUCACCGACACCAGGAGGCGCCAUUUUAUUCUCACCCGCACCCCCCACCUGGGAGAUUCCAUACCGGAAUACCACCAUCAUUUAGACAUUACAAUGGAGAUAACCGUACGUCUACGGUCGCACAGCACGACUGCCGUACGCACCAUCACGCUAUGGCCAACACCCAAUCUCAUGUUAACAACUUUACAGCUCAUAGUUCGACUCCAAGGCUUGCGGAAGCUAUCCAUCAAUGCGGAAAUGAACAUCAUCUAAAGCGCUACCCCGAACGACAAAGUAGUUACGAUGACAACAUAGUAAAUAGAAAAAGAGACUCUGGAAUAAGUAUAAACAAUUUACCACAAAAUUCGAUUCUACCUAAUAUGGAACACGAUGCAAAAAGGUCGCAUGAUAAUUUGAUAUACCAUGCCAAUGGUCCCAAUAUACCGAUCAUACAAAGGCAGUCUCAGUCAAUCAGGUUAGAGAAUUCACAACGAGACAUUUAUUCGCCCAGUGAUUCGGCAGCCAGAAGACUGUCUCAGCCAAUCAGAAUCGAGAACGAAAUUUUGUCAUCCAAUCAGAAUUGCCCAUUGGUAUCUUCGGACGACGAAAGACACAAUGAUUUACAAUAUUCAAGUUCGAAUACUCAAAGGUCCGAAGUGGCUCAAAAUUGCGCAGCUAGAAACAAUGUAGCAGGCAAUCGUACUAACCCUACAUCGAGACUACAAAAUGUCCGAAGAUGCCGUAAAUCGCUGAGUUCCGAAUCGGACGAUCCAAUAGUUACUGACUGCAGCAUCACCAGCAGUGCGGGUUCGUCCUUAGAAAACGCAUCUCCGUCCAUACAUACUUGCCAAAGCAUACAUGAAACACUUCCCAAAGAGCCGUAUUACGAAGAACCUAUUUGCGUUCACAAACGAAGGCUUCCGAAUCCACCUAUCAGCGUCCGAAAUCACAAAGAGCACUGGCAUCCCACAGCAUCGAUAAUUUCGGACCACAGCAGGGACGAAACCGACUUUGAAGUUGAAAGGUUAACUUCGGACGCAUGUGCCAAUGACUACGAUACAUCUACGGACUACCAACUUUCACCAUUAUCAAGUAUAGGACAUAGUGAUGGGACAUCUCGGUCCGAUUUUACGGACGCAGAGGAAAAGUUAAUUUCGGCCCCAGCUGGUUAUAGAACGGGUAUGGUAGGAAAUUCUACCUAUUCAUCAAUGCCCGUGAACGUUGGGGGCAGAAAUGUCCCUCAAAUGGGGUGUUUCGGACAAAACAUAUUUCCAAGUUCUCAAAAUAGCGUCGAUUAUACUCAAAAUCCAAAUACGUAUCUCUCAUGCAAACAGCCGAGCAUUCAUGAAGAUAUGGGCACGCGCAUGAUCACCAACUUAUGAGGGUUCACUUUGUCAAAAUCUGGAAUAAUUUAUGUGUUUCGCGCCUUUGCUUUAUAUAGGGCUUAAAAAAGACAGAUUGUGCUGUGUAAGAAACUAUGUUGUUUCAGUAGCUCUUGAUUUGUUCAGCGUUUGCCACUCGCUUUUGCUCAGUGAUGAGUCUACUUCUGAGUGAGUUUGCAUAACUUCCCUCAGAGAUGAGCCUCGUUCACUCAUGAGUGAGUUGCUGUAACAUUGUUCAGAGAUGAGUCUUCUUUGUUUCUGAGUGAGUAAUAUUCAAGAUUCGAUUCGAAAAAAUAUCCGAUUCGAUCCUGAAAUAUCACGUAUUGGAAAAUGACUAGACAUUAUACAAAGAAUUCAUUUAAAAAAUUCUCUUAAUUUAUAGAUUAGAAUUGAUUUUCUCCGGGUGGAAUAUUUCAUUGUGAAACUUUACGAGGAAAGAUUUUUGCGUGUAAUUUCCCUUCUUAUUUCUGUUCCAACUAAUUUUACUUCAAUUUCUUUAUUAAUUUGUUUUUGCUAUUAAGUAGCACUACUUUAUUCUUUUUUAGUUAAUACCUAGGAAUGCAUUAGCCAAACUUAAACGUUAAGUUAAACGUAUGGAGCUGAUUAUUUUCAAACUUAAUUUUCAACUAAGCCAUAGAACUGUUUUUACAUAUGUAUUGCUAAUGUAGUAUUUCCAUAUUUUCACAUUUUCAAAACAAGUCUCUACACGGAAAGCCUCUGGUAUUUUCUGUGCCAAUUUAUUUGAAAUAAGUCUGAAACCCUUGAUUCAACUUAGCCAACUGAACUGAAUGAGUGAUUUGCCUAGACGGGUUUCUCGAAAACGUGUUAAACCCUAAUAGGUUAUCUAGCUUAGCGAUAUUUUGAAGGCUUGAAAUUAGUUUGUAGAAUGGGUACUCCCGUAGUGUGUGUACCAGGUUAGGGUUACGCCAUAAUUUUCUUCCAAUUUUCCCUAUUUUCUUCUAUUACGAGUUCGGGGACUGUCUAUGUUAGCCAGGUGAAUAUACCCCCUACCCAUAGGCUUUAGUCCCUUUUACUUGAUGUAAAGUAGGCGAACAAAAUUAGUUACCUCCAUAUUGGUACACACUCUUACCCAUAUUUGCAAGUUAAGUAUUCUAAACCGUUUCGACAUAUUUCAAACUUGCUUUUCAACUCAGACCGUUUCAAAUUCCAACUUCGAACCACUUGCGUAGAAUUACUCGAUUCGUUUAUGUUUGCAAGUCCGAUAUUCCAAAUCGUUUACUUUAUUUACUUUAUAUUACUUGAUUACCGAACUCAAAAACUAAGUUGUUUUAGUGAAAGACUAAGCUGUAUUGGAAUCUAUAUCCACCACUUCUUCCAGCGUGUAAUAAAUUGAGUAGGCAAUGUCUCUUCAAACCUAUAAUAACUUUAGUGACUGCUAGUUACAGCUGAAGGCUAUCAAUAUGCCGUAUAACAAAUUAAACCCGGCAGCAUUUACAGCUCACUCACGCUCAAAACGUCCUUCGGUCAAACUAUGUUGUUACAAACACCAUUAUUUCAAAUUUCAUGUAAAUUUCUGUUUUUUUUUUAUUGCAAUGUACAAACAUAAUUAUUUAAACUGCACUUUUCAUUUAUUUUUCAACUUAUUUUUUGAAAUAAUAAAUUUUGAUGCG